UGUCUCACCAUGCUACUGAAAAAGCUGGUUGGAAAUAGAAAGAAAGAGAAAGAGAAAGAGAGAGCAUUUCUAGAGAAUGGAAGCAAGGUUUUGGAGAAGCUGGUUGCCUCUUGUAAUGGCAGGCCUAUUCCCAUCCGUACCUUCUCCUACGAAGAGCUUAGCCGAGCAACGAAUAACUUUGAUCAUCGCCUUGUUCUAGAUAAACACCUGUGGUAUAUAUUGUACAAGGGUUCUUUUGAAGGCCGGACUAUUUCCGUUAAGAAGUAUGAAAUGUUGGAGUCCACGGAGGAACUUGAUUUUCCCUUCACUGAUAUAGCUAUUUCUGCAAAGAUGAGCCCUCACAAGAAUGCUCUAAAGCUGCUCGGGUGCUGCCUCGAGACUCGAUUUCCUAUUUUGGUGCUUGAAUCGGUUGAAAACGGAACCCUUAAAGAUCGAAUUUGUGCCUCUAGCGAUGAUGAAGCUCAACAAAAGCUUCGGCCCAUGGCGUGGCAGAGCAGGUUAAAGAUUGCAAGAGAAAUUGCUCAUGCAAUUGCAUAUCUACACACUGCGUUCUCUAGACCCAUCAUCCACAGGGACAUACAACCGCACAAUAUCUUCUUUGACCAACAUGAUGUUCCGAAACUGUCUGAUUUUUCAAUUUCUGUAUCGAUCCCAGAGGGGGAAACUCACGUAGAAGAUUUGGUGCAUGGGACUUAUGGAUUCGCAUGCCCCCAACAUGUUGCUACGGGCCGGGUAACGGAGAGGAGUGACGUUUAUGGCUUCGGGAUGCUUCUAUUGCAGCUUAUAACUGGACAGCCUUCUAAGAAUAUGUGCUCUCAUCCGAGCUUAGCGAAUUGCAUUAGAAACAAUGCUAUAAAUGAGAUCGUCGAUCCUGCAAUUUUGGCUGGGGAAGGAGGAGCCGGUGUGGAGUGGCAGUUGCUAGCUGUGUUGGAGCUUGUUCUCAUAUGUAGAAAUGAGGAUUCGGAGUUAAGGCCAAAUAUGGUUGAUGUUACAAAAGAACUCAGGCGGAUUGAGAAGUCGGUCGUCGUAUGAUUAUUUCCUCACUUGGAACAACCAAUUUCCUCUGUAAAAAUUAAUCAUGAAAUAAGGGACAAUUUAUGGCUCUUCUUGAUCACUUGUAAUGGUUAUUUUCUCACUUGGGUAGUCCAAAUUUAUUUGUAAACAUCAGUUACCUAUAAUAUGGAUCAGUUUAUG
Corylus avellana is the source of this 1194-nucleotide messenger RNA. The record is from RefSeq and is a predicted model, not a curated record. Lineage: Eukaryota; Viridiplantae; Streptophyta; Magnoliopsida; Fagales; Betulaceae.